UACUCUAACGUGAAUUCUCUAUCCGAUAAUAAAUAAAUUUUGAAAAGGUACUAUAUCAAUCUUACUCUUAUAAAAGUGCAAAUAUUGGGAUAUUUAUUAAAUCAAAUUUCACGUUAUUUUUUACGUUACGAUUAAGAAAGAUAGAUAUUAACGUAACACAUGAAAAAACGUCACAUUAUUGGUUUUAUGAAAGAGAGACGAUCGUGAAAGGUGUGUGUAUGUAGAGUAAGAUCAAAAUUGAUAUGGUGAAUUAAAUUGGAGAAAAGAAAAAGUUUGUCUUGUGUAACUUUAAAAAAAGUUUUAAAAUAAACAUUUUAUUGCAUCGUUGAUGCAUAAUGAACACUCCAACUAGAGAAUUUUUAAGAAGACCAGACGGUUCCCGUAGAAGAUCUGCACGUCAAGCUUUAGCAGUCAUUCCUAACGUCCCGGGAAAUAAAAAGAGAUAUUUAUAUUGUACUUUUUUUAUUAAAAGUAAAUUAUACAAAUCCUUUGUAUCUAUGAAAGGAUGGUAUCCAUUUUUAUUAUGCUUUUAUUAGGAGAAAUUCUUCCUAUUGAACAUAAUACAAUGGACAAUGUAAUGAAUAGUCGGCAUACCGCAGAUUCUUGGAGUCAAGCUCCUAGUCCUGAUGAACUUGUUAUUCAGAAACGUGGAAGACGACGAAGGACUAUAGUUUGGUCACCAGAUUUAGAUGCCUGCAAGCGUGACAGCUUAUUAAGGUUAAUCUCAAUUAGCAGCUUAUUAAUGUUUAUCUCAUUGUUUUUGAGAUAUCAAAGUUCUAGGGAUCGAACUCCAGUAAAAAGUCCAUCAAAGUCAACUAUGAUAUUAAGAAGUACACCUAGAAAAAGAUUAUCACUUGGUGACUCAAAUGAGUCUAGAUUUACAGUAUCUGAAAAAAAAAGGAGGACACCUUCGAAAUCUAUGAGCGUGAUUGAUACUUCAAUGCAGAAAAAGUUUAAUGGAAAUUUAGUAAAUGGAUUACGAGGUCUUAGCCAUGAACAAUUGGUCAAACUUAUUACAGAUAUAAUAUCUAUGCAAGAAGAUGGUAAUCUACGCGAAGAUGAAAAAUUAAAGGAUGUUUUUAUGAAUAAAAUGCCAAUGGCAGAUAUACAACCACUGAGAGAAAAACUUUGUAAUUUAAGGCAAAAUAUCUAUGCUAGUCUUGUUUCCUCGAAUGCAGAGGACUGUGCGUAUAGUCGUGCAUACAUACACUUAGACACAUUUCAGAAAGCAGUAAUUGAUCAAGGAAAAAGACUUUUGGAAUCACAACAUUGGUCAUCUUUGAUACAAUAUGUUUUUGUAGCAUGGAAUAUAACUAAAGAAUUACCUGAAUGGGAAAGUCAAGGUUUAGAUAAUACGAAUUAUAAAUGUUUCAAAAAUUUAGCAUUAUUUUGUAGACGCGCGUUAACAGAAGGAUGCUUUAAUUUAUCUACAUUGAAUUUGUACAGAGAAAGAUUGGAAACCAUGGUGAAAGAUUGUGAAGAAAUAAAUGGUUGUUUACAGCUGCUGAAAGAAAUCAAUCCGGUUAUUGUCUAGGUAUAUUUAAAUAAUGAUAAAUUUACAUACCCCUUAAGUGGACAAGAACGUUGAAGUUAAUUGAGAAUUAUUCAUUUGUUUACAGCGUCGUAGUAUUAUUUUCUUAUAUAUUAUUUAAUAUAAUAAUUUAUAUAAAUAGAGAAAAAGAUGAAGGAGUAUAUCAUCGUGAUAAAAAUCGAGUGUCUUUUCAUUAUUGUGUCAAGAUUUGUUGGUAAGUUUGUCCAGCAAUUUUGUUGCUAUAAUAGAUCUAUAUAUAUAUAUAUAUAUAUAUAUAUACAUAUAUACAUAUAUAUAUAUAUAUAUAUAUAUAUAUAUACAUACAUACAUACAUAUAUAUAUUUUUGUUAAUAUAUACAUCUAUUUUUAUAACAUUAUUAUACACUUCAUUGACUUCGACUGAGAUCUUACGCAUCUGAAAUGCUUAUCGCGAAUGAAACAAUCUCUAUAAAUUAUUAGCUUAAUUAAAUAUUUUCUUAAGUAAUUAAAUUUCAUGGAACAGAUUUUAUGAGUUAUUACUAAGUUGUUCGUUCCAUGUAAAGUAGACAGAAUCUAAAAUUCACGAUUUUGAAAUUAUUGACGUUCAUAUAGUUUUAUAAGUAUGAAAAGAGUAAAUGCUAUUUAUAAAUGAUGUAUUGGUAUAAGUGUGAUCAUUCUUCCUUUUUUUUUCUUUUUUUUCUUUUUUUUUUUUUUUUUUGUUUUGUUUUUUCUUUCUUUUUGUCACAUAUAAUAUUUUACAUACGCAUGUAAAAUUUUGCAUGUCAGUUAAAAUGUGAAAGUAUCGUUUGUUUCAUAUAUUACGUCAAUGCAUUGAAAUACUCAAUUUCUAUAAUUUUAUGAUGAUACAUAUGCGGAGAUUAAUUAAUAAUUAUUAAUCUUAUCCUAUAUCAAUCUAUAUAAAUGUGAAGAGUGAUAGGAACCUGGAUUAAAUUUAUUAAAAACAAUUUUUUUAUUCGUCAUAUAUAUCAUAUAUUCUUACAUAAUAUAUCUGUUAUUACUUCUGAAAAAGGCACAUACUUUAUUAAUUAGUAAUCAUCAGAAAUUUUCUUUUAAAGGCCUAUGUCAGGGCCAAAACGAGACAUUUAUAUUUAAGGAUUAUAACAACAUGCUUAUAGAAAUUUUCUGAUGUAGCAGUAAAAUCUCUCUAUUCUAUUAGAAUAUUGCAUCAUGAUUUUGAGAUUCUUCUGAACUACUAAUGGUAUACGUUUUAAAAUGGAAUUUUAUCAAUCACACAUAAUAUUUAUUCUACCUUGCAUUCAAUAUUCUUUCCACCUCGUACGUACUUACACACUGGUCAUUUUUAUGUCUAUCUUGGCAAGACUAUAUUACACCGUACUAUCGAAACAUUUUCAAAAUCCGAGAUUAUUUAUUUUUAAUCGGAUCGUGAAAAUGUCUGACACGAAUUAAAUGUAACAGGUCUCGCAACAAGAAUCUGAUUUCAUCUAAACAUAGAUAUUUAGGUGAAACAAAUUAAUGAGAAUAGGCACGUGAUUAUUAAGUACAGAAAACAUAUUGUUCGGAACAUGCGUAUCUUGAAUAUUUCCGCGUGAUAUAUACGAAGAGAGUUGUAAUUUCUUAAAAGUGUCCUUAUUUAGAUAAAGGCGAAUUAUAUUAGACUUCGUCUCUCUCGACGGUGAAUUUUCAUGCGUGCGUCGUGCGUGCGUGCAUGCGUGCGUGCGUAUGUUUGUAUGUGUGUGUGUGUGGUGUGUGUUCGUGUAUGUUUGUAUAUGUGUAUCAUAGAUUAGAAGAUUAAAACGAGUCGUUAAGAAACA
Molecule: messenger RNA, 3303 nt
Organism: Vespa velutina
Lineage: Eukaryota; Metazoa; Arthropoda; Insecta; Hymenoptera; Vespidae
Exons: 5
Coding region: 506-1534 (342 amino acids)
Biological process (GO): proteasome localization; nuclear protein quality control by the ubiquitin-proteasome system
Cellular component (GO): nucleus
Source: RefSeq, a predicted model, not a curated record